CAGUCGCGUGAAAAGCCGCUGCACAGCUUCUUUUUUUAUAAAAAUAUUAUUGUAUUAUUUUAUUUUUAAUCAUAAACGCUUCUAAAGGACACGACAGCCAUCUUACAGAGUGUAAAAACAGUGUACAGUUGGGGAAGUAGCAGAUUUUUGAAAAUGUCUUCUGGUGCCGGCGACACCGUCUCCCGUUUAAAUCAGUUCAAAAAUAAAGGAAAGGAUGCACACGAGUUGAGGAGAAGGAGGACGGAAGUCAGUUUGGAGCUCCGAAAAGCGAAGAAAGAUGAGCAGAUUUUGAAAAAGCGAAAUGUGAGCUGUUUGCCGGAUUCAGAGGAUCAGGAUCCCAACCACAACUCACAGACAUACCAUCAGUGGAAGCUAGAGGAUAUCGUAAGUGGAGUACACAGUCAGUGUCUGGAUCAUCAGUUGCAGGCCACACAGGCAGCGAGGAAGUUGCUAUCGAGAGAAAAAUACCCUCCCAUCGACCAGAUCGUGGAGGCAGGGCUGAUCAGUGCCCUAGUGAGCUUCCUGUCGCUCUCGGAAUGUCCUCCCAUUCAGUUUGAAGCUGCCUGGGCUCUCACCAACAUCGCUUCAGGCACCUCAGACCAAACAGCGGCAGUGGUGAAGGCGGGAGCCAUUCCUGCCUUUAUCCACCUCAUCUCCUCUCCUCAUCCUCACGUCAGCGAGCAAGCUAUCUGGGCUCUCGGCAAUAUCGCUGGCGAUGGUCCGAAAUUCAGGGACAGCGUCAUUGAGCAUGGAGCGAUCGAGCUGCUGCUCUCACUGCUGUCUGUUCCUGACCUGUCUAUGUUUACUACAAGCUACCUGAGGAACAUGGCAUGGACUCUGUCUAAUAUGUGCCGAAAUAAAAAUCCACCUCCUCCGGUGACUGCAGUGCAGAAGAUGCUCCCCGCACUGCAGUGCUUCCUUGAACACAACGAUUCACAUGUGCUGGCAGACACAUGCUGGGCCGUGUCCUACCUCACCGAUGGGCCGAAUGAGCGCAUUGAGUUUGUGCUGCAGGCUGGCCUUGUGCCUCAUCUUGUUCGGCUGCUGGCCCACUCAGACAUCAACAUCAUGACACCAUCAUUGCGUGCGCUGGGAAACAUUGUGACAGGAACAGACGAGCAGACUCAGAAGGUUCUGAACUCCGGGGCGCUGGCUCUGUUUCCCGUUCUGCUGCGCCACCCAAACAAAAACAUCCAAAAGGAGGCGACAUGGACGCUGUCCAACAUCACAGCAGGGAAAGAAUCGCAGAUCCAGGAGGUGGUUGACGCGGGUCUGGUGCCUGUGCUGAUGGAGGUCCUGCAGCAUGGAGACUGUAAAACACAGAAUGAGGCUGCUUAUGCAAUUACCAACUACACCAGCGGGGGGACAUUGCAGCAGGUCUCAUAUCUGGUUCAGUGUGGAGUGCUCAAACCUCUUAUGAACGUUCUGUCAGUCAAGGACAGCAAGACCAUCUUAGUCGCCCUGGAUGCCAUCUUGAACAUUUUCAUGGCUGCAGAUAAGAUGGGCGAGACGGAGAAGCUGUGUCUGAUGAUCGAGGAAUGUGGAGGGCUGGACAAAAUCGAGGCCCUACAGGCCCACGAAAAUGAAAUGGUCUACAAAGCUGCACUAAAACUCAUAGACAAAUACUUCUCAGGGGAAGACGAAGAGGAUGAAUCAAUCGUUCCUGAUUCAACCACCGAUGGCUUUAACUUCCAGAUCCCUGAUAACCAAAGCACUUUCAAUUUUUGAACCCUACCUCCAACACGCACUACUCCAUUCUAAAUUACUUUUAAUAUAUACAGUAUAUAAACGGAUGUAUGUAUAUACACUUCCUGGCCAAAAAACUCACCAUUUCAGAAGGGUCAAAUUAUUGGGCAGCAUUAAGCAAAGAAAGCAACAUGGGGACAUUUGAAAUGACUGCAAAUAGGUUAAGAACACAUUAUGAAAACCUGCAAGGAUAUUGCUGAACCAUUGGGUAUGUGGAAAAAAAAACAAUUGGUGAAGUUGCAUGGUAAAAGAAAUAAUAAAAAAUCAACAGUAAAAACCAUAGCUAUAUUAAAUAGACAGCUGUGUGGCCAUAAAAAACAACUUGUCAGUAAGGCUAAUCAGAACAAAAAGCUUAACCCUGCUAGCAAGCAUAAAGAUUGAGCUUUGGAGCUAUAUUAAAAAGUUCAUAUCGUCUGAUGAGAUCAGAUUAACCCUAUUCCAAAGCUAUAGGUGCAUCAGAGUAAGAAGGGAAACUCAUGAAGUAAUGCAUAGGGCACAUUGUACAAUCCCCUGGAGGCAUCUGAAGUUGCUUCAUUUGGUCAGGUCUAGGCUCAGCAACAUUAUGUGGCAAUAAAAUCAGCCGAUAAUCUGAAAGUAAUAAAUGACCAGGUUAUCAUGUCUGUGGAGAUUUUCUUCCUUGAUGGCACAGGUAUAUUCCAGGACUCAAAAACUCAAAUUGUGUGGGAGUGGUUCUGGGAGCACGAGGAAUCAUUUUCACAAAUGAACUGGCCAUGGCCAUUACAUUGUGAGCUGUAAUAAAAACCUUUAGUUUACAUUUUUUGGCCAGGCAGUGUGCAUGUGUGUGUGUGUGUGUGUGAUACAUAUCACAUCCUUGCACUUAUAAGCCAUAUUAUAUACACAGCAAGCUAUAAAGCACCGAGUGUUGUGAUACAUUUCUUUUAAAGCUGCAUUACCUUCUUUCGGCCGUUUCUGUGGAAUUGCACCAAACAGGCUGGCCUUUGGUCCUCGCAGGCAUAAAUGGCCUUGUCACCAGUUUACUGGCCUAUUGUUAAUCAGUGUUAAGGUUUUCUGGUGUUAAUGUUAUAACUGAUUGGAUUUUUAUACUUUUUUAUAUAAAGACCCUUUUUACUUUUACACUAAGCCAUGUAAAUUAUUUUUUAGCAUGUAAGGUAUUUUGUAUUUUACUGAUGUUUGGGUAAUGAGUUGGUAAUACAAAUGUACAGUAAUACAUUUGUCUGCAUCAGGUUUUCUAGUAAGCCCAAGUGCCUUAUUUACUUACUAUUGUUCCUUUACCUUGAAUAUAAUAAAUCUAUUUCUCCUAAAAAAUUAA
Messenger RNA from Clarias gariepinus (North African catfish), 3037 nucleotides. RefSeq names its product importin subunit alpha-1-like. Bases 154 to 1728 code for a protein of 524 amino acids. The transcript is spliced from 11 exons. Gene Ontology annotation, biological process: NLS-bearing protein import into nucleus. Gene Ontology annotation, molecular function: protein binding; nuclear import signal receptor activity. The record is from RefSeq and is a predicted model, not a curated record. Gene Ontology annotation, cellular component: nucleus; cytoplasm. Lineage: Eukaryota; Metazoa; Chordata; Actinopteri; Siluriformes; Clariidae.